Messenger RNA from Pelobates fuscus (common spadefoot toad), 930 nucleotides. RefSeq names its product olfactory receptor 2A7-like. NCBI's taxonomy places the organism in Eukaryota, Metazoa, Chordata, Amphibia, Anura, Pelobatidae. The record is from RefSeq and is a predicted model, not a curated record. Gene Ontology annotation, molecular function: olfactory receptor activity; G protein-coupled receptor activity. Bases 1 to 930 code for a protein of 309 amino acids. Gene Ontology annotation, cellular component: plasma membrane. The transcript has a single exon. Gene Ontology annotation, biological process: detection of chemical stimulus involved in sensory perception of smell; G protein-coupled receptor signaling pathway.
AUGGAGAACAGCAACCAAACCCAGGUGACAGAAUUUAUUCUAGUUGGGCUUUCUCGUGAUCGCAGGACUCAAUUGUUCCUUUUUGUUUUGUUCUUAUUAAUGUAUGUGAUAACCGUUUUUGGGAAUACUGCUUUAAUAGGUACAGUUAUAGCUAGCCCUAAUAUCCACACCCCAAUGUACUAUUUCCUCUGCCAUUUAUCCUUUCUGGAUUUAUUCUACUCACUGAGCAUUAUCCCUAAGAUGUUACUGGACAUGGUUUCUGUAGAAGGUGGAAGAAUAUCAGUAAUCGGCUGCAUGAUACAGAUGUGUACAUGCCUUUUCCUGGGACAGACUGAAUGUAUCCUUCUCGCUGUAAUGGCGUAUGAUCGCUACAUUGCAAUAUGCUUCCCCUUACGGUAUACAGUCAUUAUGAGCUGGAAGUUGUGUAAGAACAUUACCGUUAUUAUCUGGGUGGGGAGCUUUCUACAGACGAACCUUCCAAUAAUUUCACAGCCUCCUAACUUCUGCCAUGAAAAACAUAUUAAUCACUUUGUAUGUGAGAUCUUGGCCGUUCUAAGCCUCGCGUGUGGAAACAUUUACCUCUUUGAAAAAAUGAUCUUUUUUGGAAGUUUAUUUACACUUUUAGCCCCUUUUGCAUUUAUUUUUGUGACAUAUAUUUGUAUAAUAAUAGCAAUAUUGAAGAUCCAAUCUGUUGAUGGACGGACUAAGGCUUUUUCCACAUGUGCCUCCCAUCUGACUGUAGUAUGUAUGUUUUAUGGAACUAGUAUGACCAUGUACCUGGGACCAAUGAAAAAUGCUUCUGAAAAACAUAAAUAUGUCACAAUUAUAUAUGGUACUAUAACACCAAUGUUGAACCCUUUGAUUUACAGUUUGAGAAACAAUGAGGUUAAAAAAGCUUUCACGAAAAUAUUUCCCCAUAGUAAUGUUUGA